This is a messenger RNA of Psilocybe cubensis, 1308 nucleotides long. RefSeq lists its product as uncharacterized. Bases 1 to 1308 code for a protein of 435 amino acids. Gene Ontology annotation, biological process: protein refolding; mitochondrial unfolded protein response; apoptotic mitochondrial changes. NCBI's taxonomy places the organism in Eukaryota, Fungi, Basidiomycota, Agaricomycetes, Agaricales, Agrocybaceae. The transcript has 4 exons. Gene Ontology annotation, cellular component: mitochondrial matrix; mitochondrial inner membrane. Gene Ontology annotation, molecular function: ATP binding; protein-folding chaperone binding; ATP-dependent protein folding chaperone. The record is from RefSeq and is a predicted model, not a curated record.
AUGAAUACACGUACCUUGCCCCCAUGUAUAUCCGUGGGCAGAGGAUUGUGGUGGUUAGAAAAAAGCAAACAAAGUGGACGUGAUUUGCUUGCAGCGGGACUUCAAGUGAUCCAAGUCAAAACCGGAGACGGCACGACAACCGCCACUGUUCUUGCGCGUGCCAUCUACUCAGAAGGUGUCAAGAACAUUGCAGCUGGAUGCAACCCCAUGGACCUGCGCCGUGGGUCUCAGGCCGCCGUCGACCGUGUCGUCUCUUUCCUCUCUGCACACGCCAAAACUAUCACGACAACCGCCGAAAUCGCACAGGUAGCUACUAUUUCCGCAAACGGUGACGCCUACGUUGGAGGAUUAAUUGUUCAGGCAAUGGAGAAGGUCGGAAAGGAGGGUGUGAUCACUGUGAAGGAGGGAAAGACGAUUGAGGACAAAAUUGAGAUCACCGAGGGAUAUCCUCCCUGCCCUCGAGGCCACGGCGCAGGCCAGACGCCCACUGACUUCAUCAUUGUGGAAGACGUCGACGGCGAGGCUCUUGCUGCCUGCAUCCUCAACAAGCUCCGUGGUCAGCUGCAGGUGUGCGCUGUCAAGGCUCCUGGGUUUGGAGACAAUCGCAAGAGCAUCCUCGGUGACCUUGCUAUUCUCACCGGAGGAACAGUGUUCACAGACGAGCUCGACGUCAAGCUCGAGCGUGCGUCAGCGGAGAUGCUCGGUUCGACUGGAAGCAUCACUGUCACCAAGGACGACAUGAUCAUUCUCAACGGUGAAGGUGCAAAGGAUCAGAUUGCUGCAUGGUGCGAGCAGAUCCGUGCCUUGAUUGCGGACCCCACGACGGGCAACUUUGACCGCAGCAAGCUUCAAGAACGUCUCGCGAAGCUGAGCGGAGGUGUAGUUGUCAUCAAGGUGGGCGGAGCAUCCAAGGUCGAGGUUGGCAAGAAGAAGGACAGGUACAACGACGCGCUCAACGCGACACGCGCCGCUGUCGAGGAGGGUAUCCUCCCCGGAGGCGGUGUUGCGCUCCUCAAGGUGUCGUUGCAGCUCGCGACGGCGAGUGCCCUUGCUGCCCGGAGAGGCGGCAAACAGGGUCAAGUGCUAAUGCUACUGCUGCUGCCAAUGCCAAUGCCGCUGCCGCUGCUGCCUCGAGCAGAGGCAGAUGUGAUGAAGCCUGUGGAUGAGAGUGUGUUGCUCGGAGAGGAUGCGCUGGUCACAGAGGAGGUGCACAAGCAGCAUUCUCAUGCACAGCAGGGGUAUCAGCACCCCAUCCUCGGCGCGCCGCACUGGUCUGCGGGCAGGAAGGAGAACGUGCACGCACACUAG